GCCGGAGCUGCGACUGGGGCGGGGGAAAGGGGUGGGCAGGGGGCGGCAGGGGUGGGCCGGGACCGACCGAAUGAGGGGGAGGGGCUCAGGUGACUUACGGGGGAAGGAAUGGCUCCCCUCGGAGCUCGCCUGACGACUGCGGGUGUGGGGGACCCGGCUUACGCUCGGCGGCGUUCCCACUCUCCGUUGCCCGGCCAGUGCUCCGGUACAGCCCGAUCGCGGAAUUGUCCCCCUCAGACCCAUGGGGUCCAGGCCCUUCUGUAGGGGGUGGCUGCCGGCCGGUCCCGCUGCCCGACCCCGCAGUCGUGGAGGCGGCCGGAGAGGCCCAGACUGAAAGCGGAGGCCUUUGAGGGGGGGCGGCAGGAGGGCACCGGCCCCCUCUCGGACCUCCUGGCAGAGGUGGGGGCCGUAGCAAAAGGCACAGGGGUGGAGCGUGGCCAGGGGCUAACCACCUGGGACGGACGUCUGCCCGCUUCCCCCAGAUACAUGCUGAGCUGUGGGCUGGGGAAGGAUCUGGCUGCUGGACCUCAGUUCCAAACCCUUGCCCGUCAGUGAGCUGGCGGUCACCAUGGCAAUGCGGGAGCUGGUGGAGGCCGAAUGCGGGGGUGCCAACCCACUCAUGAAGCUGGCCGGGCACUUCACCCAGGACAAGGCCCUUCGGCAGGAGGGGUUGAGGCCUGGCCCUUGGCCCCCAGGAGCCCCCGCCUCUGAGGCGGUCUCUAAGCCUUUGGGAGUAGCCUCGGAAGAUGAGUUGGUGGCCGAAUUUCUCCAGGACCAGAAUGCACCACUUGUAUCCCGCGCCCCUCAGACUUUCAAGAUGGAUGAUCUCCUGGCAGAGAUGCAAGAGAUUGAACAGUCAAACUUCCGCCAGGCACCCCAGAGAGCUCCUGGUGUGGCAGACUUGGCCUUGUCUGAGAACUGGGCCCAGGAGUUUCUUGCAGCUGGAGAUGCUGUGGAUGUAACUCAGGAUUAUAAUGAGACUGACUGGUCCCAAGAAUUCAUCUCUGAAGUCACAGAUCCUUUGUCUGUAUCCCCAGCCCGCUGGGCUGAGGAAUAUCUGGAACAGUCCGAGGAGAAGUUGUGGCUGGGAGAGCCUGAGGGAACAGCUGCCACUGAUCGCUGGUAUGAUGAAUAUCAUCCUGAGGAGGAUCUGCAGCACACAGCCAGUGAUUUUGUGGCCAAGGUGGAUGACCCCAAGUUGGCUAACUCUGAGUUCCUGAAAUUCGUGCGGCAGAUUGGCGAGGGGCAGGUGUCCCUGGAGUCCGGUGCAGGGUCGGGCCGAGCUCAGGCAGAACAGUGGGCAGCAGAGUUUAUACAGCAGCAGGGUACAUCAGAUGCCUGGGUUGACCAGUUCACAAGACCAGUAAACACAGCUGCCCUCGAUAUGGAGUUUGAACGAGCCAAGUCAGCUAUAGAGUCCGAUGUCGAUUUCUGGGACAAGUUGCAGGCAGAGUUGGAGGAGAUGGCGAAACGGGACGCAGAGGCUCAUCCCUGGCUCUCUGACUAUGAUGAUCUCACGUCUGCUUCCUAUGAUAAGGGGUACCAGUUUGAGGAGGAGAACCCCCUGCGUGACCACCCCCAGCCUUUUGAGGAAGGGCUCCGGCGGCUUCAGGAGGGGGACCUGCCAAACGCGGUGCUGCUUUUUGAGGCAGCUGUGCAGCAGGAUCCCAAGCACAUGGAAGCUUGGCAGUAUCUGGGUACCACCCAGGCAGAGAAUGAACAAGAACUGUUAGCCAUCAGUGCCCUGCGGAGGUGUCUGGAGCUAAAGCCAGAUAACCGGACGGCACUGAUGGCGCUGGCUGUGAGCUUCACCAACGAGUCCUUGCAGCGACAGGCCUGCGAAACCCUGCGAGACUGGCUGCGCUACACACCGGCCUAUGCCCAUCUGGUCGUGCGCGGCGAAGAAGGGGCCGGUGGGGCGGGACAGGGCCCCAGCAAGCGCAUCCUGGGAUCCCUGUUGUCGGACUCCCUAUUUCUUGAAGUGAAGGAGCUCUUCCUGGCUGCUGUGCGCCUGGACCCUACAUCCAUUGACCCUGAUGUGCAGUGUGGCUUGGGAGUCCUCUUCAACCUGAGCGGGGAGUAUGACAAGGCAGUGGACUGUUUCACAGCUGCCCUCAGCGUCCGUCCCAAUGACUAUUUGCUGUGGAAUAAGCUAGGGGCCACCCUGGCCAACGGGAACCAGAGUGAAGAAGCAGUAGCUGCCUACCGUCGGGCCCUUGAGCUACAGCCUGGCUAUAUACGGUCCCGCUAUAACCUGGGCAUCAGCUGCAUCAACCUUGGAGCUCACCGGGAGGCUGUGGAGCACUUUUUGGAGGCCCUGAACAUGCAGAGGAAAAGCCGGGGCCCUCGGGGAGAAGGGGGUGCCAUGUCAGAGAAUAUCUGGAGCACCCUACGUUUGGCAUUGUCUAUGUUAGGCCAGAGUGAUGCCUAUGGGGCAGCUGAUGCCCGGGAUCUGCCCACGCUCCUAACUAUGUUUGGCCUGCCCCAGUGACAGUGGGAUGGGCUGCCCUGUGAGUGUCUGCUUGGAGGGGUCCCUGCUCUGGAUGUGACUCCCUCUCCCCAAAUGGGCCUACCAAGGGGGUGGGCUGAUGACCACAAGCGGUACGGCCUCUCAGGAGCUGCCUCAAUGUAGGGGGUGGGGGGUAGUCUGUGUCCUUCCUACGUAACUGUAGGAAAAUGAGCUGUGUCGACUCUGAGUCCCUUGGUAAUUCAGGGGCUGUACACCCCAGUUACAGAUCUCUCUGCUCAUCAUGCCCUUUCUUGGUGCUGCUUUUUUGGGUAGGACCCAAAGAUCUAGGGUAACUGUUGUCAUCAGCUGCCAUUUCUGAUAGGGUCUACCACAUUUGUAAUGUCCGUCCUUUCCCCCCCCCUUUUACUGGGAACUGGUGAUAGUGCAGCCUUCUUGGGCAGUUGUGGGUGGCGGGUUCUUCUACCGUGCACCUCUGUGAUGACUGUACCUGGGAUGGGGUGUUAGGAGUCGGCCUGUUGGAUUUAAGUGUUGCUUUGGCUCAGCAGAGCUGAGUUUUGAUGGGGGUGCCCACAGUUCGGUUGUGCCUGGACCUCUCCCGACUGUAGUCAGGUGCCCUGGGUGCGGUGCCGUACGCAGUAAGGCUGGCGUCAUCAUUGAGGGGUCCCCGGGAGUGGCUGGGCUCAACUGUACAGAGAGUGUGUGUGUGUGGGGUAGGAGGAUGCUUGUUUGUGGAAUGAACCUAGAAGGGACCAGAUGGGAUCAGAUUAAGGGCUCUGUUCUGGGGCCGUUGGUGGGAGGACAGAGCAAGUGGGCUGCGGGGUGUGGUGAGGGCAGCAAGCCCCCCUCCUAGAAAGGCGUGCGAGUAGGAGUUGAGCCAGCUCUUUUAGAAAGUUGGCUCGGAGAUUGCAGUCUUGCCAGAUUCCUAGCAGAGAGGCGGUUCAGUGUUACCGUAAGCCUUUUGCUGAACUUCUUUAAAUGUUUCUAGGGGAGAGCAUUGAAAAAUCCCCUUCCCGCAUAUUACCUUCACAAGGUGUAGAUUGAGGGAACGUGAGGGAGCAGCUUGGAAUGUCCUCAGCUGCCCCCUGUGUGGGGAGAUCCACUGACCCCCAGAAAUGACUGCUAAGCCUCUUGCCUUGUCUUCAGUAGCUAAUGAUCAGAGAGAUUUUUUUUAAACUACCACGGUCCCAAGGUUCCAUCCUGAAAUUUAUUUUUCUUUGUAUGAAUAUGUGUAAAUGAUUUAAAAAUAAAACUGUAUGAAUAAAAUUUGUAUGAAGAAUAAGUGGAA
Messenger RNA from Panthera uncia (snow leopard), 3755 nucleotides. RefSeq names its product peroxisomal biogenesis factor 5 (gene PEX5). Gene Ontology annotation, cellular component: cytosol; peroxisomal membrane. The record is from RefSeq and is a predicted model, not a curated record. NCBI's taxonomy places the organism in Eukaryota, Metazoa, Chordata, Mammalia, Carnivora, Felidae. The coding region runs from base 569 to 2491 and encodes 640 amino acids. Gene Ontology annotation, biological process: protein import into peroxisome matrix, docking. The transcript has 15 exons. Gene Ontology annotation, molecular function: protein binding.